AUGUACAUUUUGAACAAACAUGCGAACAAAAGCGACACAGCAUUACUUUUCGCUAAAUCAAAUCUCGCUCUAAUUAAAAGCAUGAGUAUGCCACGACUGGAAUUACUUGCAAUAUUAACUAGUGCAGAAGCUGCUAAAUUUUGGAAGAAAUAGUUGUACUAUGGUCACAAUAGAAAUAAGUAAAACUGCUUGUUGAUAGAGAUGGAG
Molecule: messenger RNA, 207 nt
Organism: Loa loa (African eye worm)
Lineage: Eukaryota; Metazoa; Nematoda; Chromadorea; Rhabditida; Onchocercidae
Exons: 1
Coding region: 1-153 (50 amino acids)
Source: RefSeq, a predicted model, not a curated record